Messenger RNA from Toxorhynchites rutilus septentrionalis, 1165 nucleotides. RefSeq names its product SUMO-conjugating enzyme UBC9-B (gene lwr). Gene Ontology annotation, biological process: protein sumoylation. Lineage: Eukaryota; Metazoa; Arthropoda; Insecta; Diptera; Culicidae. Gene Ontology annotation, cellular component: nucleus. Gene Ontology annotation, molecular function: SUMO conjugating enzyme activity. Bases 376 to 855 code for a protein of 159 amino acids. The transcript is spliced from 4 exons. The record is from RefSeq and is a predicted model, not a curated record.
ACUGCAACGGUUCCCAGUCGAUUUCAUCGCGUCGAGUGCGAGUGUGUUUUUGGCGUUCAUUGACAGAGGAAAAAAAGACAGGAUUUUAUUCGCAGAGCACCGCACGAACAAAUAAAUAGCUUAUGCAGGAAGGCACAAAUUGUACCCCGCGUUAAAAUAACCGAGAGAUUCGAGCUUUUUUUCAUUUGGGGGCUCAACAAAUUGGUUUUGUGUGGCUGCCAAUUUUGCCACAGCGACUGCAGUGAGUGAAAAAGUAGUAUCGAGAAGUUUCGUUUCGAGUUCGAGUUCGAGUACAUCCCCUUCAUUUGCUUCGGUUCAACAAAGUUUAGCAAAGAAAGCAACUGUUUCUCUGCAUAACACAAUAAGGGAGUAAUUAUGUCCGGAAUAGCGAUCGCGCGUCUCGGCGAGGAACGAAAAGCAUGGCGUAAAGAUCAUCCCUUUGGAUUUGUUGCGCGCCCGGUCAAGAAUGCUGACGGAACACUGAACCUGAUGACAUGGGAAUGUGCCAUUCCUGGAAAGAAGGGUACCCCAUGGGAAGGUGGCCUCUACAAGUUGCGUAUGAUCUUCAAGGAUGAUUAUCCGACCAGUCCCCCAAAGUGUAAAUUCGAACCGCCGCUGUUCCACCCGAACGUGUACCCCUCGGGUACCGUGUGUCUUUCGCUACUCGACGAGGAAAAGGAUUGGCGCCCGGCGAUCACGAUCAAGCAAAUUCUGCUCGGUAUCCAGGAUCUGCUGAAUGAGCCGAACAUUAAGGAUCCGGCACAAGCAGAAGCGUAUACUAUUUACUGUCAAAAUCGUCUGGAGUACGAGAAACGCGUGCGAGCACAGGCCAGAGCUAUGGCCGCCACCGAGUAGAAUUUCUAAUUUGGAACUGACCGAGAAAGAUCGAUUGGGGUGCGCGGAUUGGAUAUCAGUAUAAGCAGAAAGGGAAACUGUAAAAAAGGCUCAGUUACGGAGUAGUAAAAAUACGUGAUUGGAAAAAAGGGAAAGAUAUCCUAAACUAAGCGAACUACAACCAUAACUAUAUAUACAUACAUGAUAAUCUUUUCCACUUUUCAGAAGAUAAAGAAACGCUGAUAAAUUUAUUCAUGCUUAGUUGUAAGUCACUUUUAAUUAAUUUGAAAAGGGAGAUGAAUAAAAAAUGACAAGAAUCAGUAAAACACGA